AUGGAUAAAGCCCAUCCAUUGAGCUCUCCAAUGGUUAUCCAAUCACUUGACAUCAAGAAAGAUCAUUUUCGUCCUCGAGAGGAUGAUGAAGAACUCCUUGGUCCUGAAGUGCCCUAUCUCAGUGCGAUUGGUGCUUUUUUGUAUCUUGCAAAUUGCACAAGACCUGACAUAAUUUUUUCAGUUAAUUUAUUAGCAAGGUACAGUUCUGCACCAACACGUAGACGUUGGAAUGGAAUCAAACACAUAUUGCGAUAUCUUCGUGGUAUAAUUGAUAUGGGAUUGUUUUAUUCAAAAGCACCAAAUUCUCAAUUCAUUGGAUAUGCAGAUGCCUGCUAUCUCUUUGACCCACAUAAAGCUUAUUCACAAACAAGAUGUGUGUUUACCUAUGGCGGCACGGCUAUAUCAUGGCGAUGUAUAAAACAAACAAUGAUUGCAACUUUUUCAAAUCAUUUUGAGAUACUCGCAAUUCAUGAGGCAAACAGCGAAUGCAUUUGGUUUAGAUCAAUGAUCCAACAUAUUCGAACAACAUGUGGUCUCUCAUCAAUAAAAGAUAGCCCAACAGUAUUAUAUGAAGAUAAUGCGGCAUGCAUUGCACAGAUGAAAGAAUGA
Messenger RNA from Cornus florida, 609 nucleotides. Its product is annotated as secreted RxLR effector protein 161-like. The transcript has a single exon. The record is from RefSeq and is a predicted model, not a curated record. Lineage: Eukaryota; Viridiplantae; Streptophyta; Magnoliopsida; Cornales; Cornaceae. Bases 1 to 609 code for a protein of 202 amino acids.